CAAAAGAGCGAAAAAUAUGUCAUAUUGUAUGCCUCACAAACUGGUAACGCGGAAUGGAUCGCGAAAAAUAUUCACCAAGAGGCAAAUGAGCGGGGGUUCUCUGGAGAAUGCCAUGUUAUGAAUGAACAUGAUAAGGUCGAUUUGGAGAAAAUCGAGGUAUUAAUUGCAGUUACUUCGAACACGGGAGACGGUGACCCACCAGAUAAUGCUAUAAAGUUCUUUAGAUUUUUGCGAAAGAUCAAGUCAAAAACGUUUUUUGCGAAAACUAGAUUCGCAAUUUUGGGGUUGGGUGAUACAAAUUACGCGAAUUUUAACAAUACAGCCAAACGAUUGGAGAAAAGAUUUUUAGAGUUAGGAGGCGCCGCAUUCUAUGAAAAAGGAUUGGCAGAUGAUGCAACUGGACUCGAGAGUGUUGUUGAUCCGUGGAUUGCAAAUUUAUGGCCAGCUUUAGAAAAAGUCUGUAUAAAAAAAGACAAAAAAUCUAAUGGACAAAUUGAAAAAAUCGCUUCUUCAGUAGCGAACAUUUCAGUAAAAGAAGUAAAAGAUAAUAAAACCAAUUUACAAUCAAUAAAAACAGAACCAGAAAAUUCGUUGACAAUUGUUACAAGAGAUGAAUCAACAAAAACAGUAGCCACAUCCGAGAAUACAUUCAAUGGUGUCACAGUAUCAGAAUCGACGUUAAAUCCUCAACCAAGUGACGACAAAACUCUUGUUCCAAUACGUAGUGAAAGAAAAGGCUCAAAAUUAAUAAUAGAUCUCUCUGAUCUCGAAUCUGUCACACAACUGACUUCUCUACCACGAAUUCCCACUGCAAUAUGUAAAAUAACGAAAGUUGAUUCUGAAAUUAAAAAGACAUUAUCAAAAAACAAAUACAGCUUUCAAUCGAUCCCAACUUUUAUACAUACACCAACGCGUGUUUUUGGAGCAAAAAUUUCGGCAGUUCGUUGUUUAACUCAUCCAACUGCGUUAAAAAGAACUUUACAUUUGGAAUUGGACGUUAAAGAUCAUCGAGAUGAUAUAGAAUUUGUGCCUGGUGAUGUUUUUGGUAUUUUAGCACCGAAUGAUGAGGAAUUUGUUUGGACAUUAUUGAAAACACUUGGAAUUGAUCAUGAUGAAGCUCAAAAGACUGUUAACAUUGAGGCUAUGGAAGGGGCUGAACUUCCAACUCAUCUGAAAGAUGCAAAAUCAACAUCGGUUUAUGAACUAUUUCGUUAUGGACUUGAUUUGACUUCUAUACCUCGAAAAGCUUUAUUAAGGCUUUUGGCAGAAUAUGCGACUGAUCCCGAAGAAAAAAAGACGCUGUUAUUUUUGUGCAGAAUCAAUCAAUUCAACUGUCUACGUGAGCAACUGCCUACACUACUGGAUUUACUUCUGACUUUUCCUUCAUCGAGACCGCCGAUCGAACGAUUGUUAGAUGUUUUACCACCUCAUCAACCUCGAUAUUACUCGAUUGCUAAUUCACCUUUAGUAGACCCUAAUAAUCUACACAUAGCAUUCAAUAUAGUUCAUUAUAAUACACCCGAUCCCUUUGCUGUUUCUAAAUGGGGGAUAUGUACCCCAUGGCUAGAUGAAUUAAGUGGACGAAUAACCACCACAAACGUUAGAACGCCUCUCCUUUCGCCCGUUGAAAUUCCAAUUUUUAUGAAACCAAACGAGCAUGGAUUUGCCAUUCCAAAGAACACUAAAAUUCCCUUGAUAAUGAUUGGACCCGGAACUGGCAUAGCACCAUUCAUUGGAUUUCUUCAACAUCGAGAGAAACUACGUGAUAUUCGUCGAAAAAUGUCCACGAUCGGCUUACAUGCACGUCGUGAAAUCGAUAAGCAAUUUGGUGAUCUUUGGUUGUUUUACGGGUGUCGUGACAGGGAGAAAGAUUUCUUGUAUAAGGAUGAAUUAGAAGGAUUUGUGGAACGUGGUGUCUUAAAACAACUUGAAGUUGCUGUUAGUCGUGCUCCAAGUGCUGGUGAACUUGGAAAACCUAAAUAUGUGCAAGAUUUGAUUAAGAUUCGUGGAAAAGAAGUCUACGAGUUGAUUAAUCAAAAGGGGGCUGACGCAAAGGGUAUGGCUAAAGGGAUUAACGACGCCUUAACUGAUAUCUUGGUCGAACACGGUAAUAUGGAUCGCGUAGAAGCUUCAAAGCUACUUUUAACUUGGAUCCAAGAAAAACGUUAUCUUCGAGAUCUGGUAAAGUUUUUUGCCAUUUAA
This is a messenger RNA of Ambispora leptoticha, 2202 nucleotides long. Lineage: Eukaryota; Fungi; Glomeromycota; Glomeromycetes; Archaeosporales; Ambisporaceae. The record is from the annotation of a GenBank genome assembly.